This is a messenger RNA of Kluyveromyces lactis, 1311 nucleotides long. RefSeq lists its product as uncharacterized. Bases 1 to 1311 code for a protein of 436 amino acids. Lineage: Eukaryota; Fungi; Ascomycota; Saccharomycetes; Saccharomycetales; Saccharomycetaceae. The transcript has a single exon. The record is from RefSeq and is a predicted model, not a curated record.
AUGAUUAGCAUUUCGAACAAAUCGAAAAGUAGGAGACCGAAGUUCUUGCUCACGUUUUCCAUUACACAGCUCACCAAUAUUCCCCAAUCAUCCGGGUAUUGUUAUUGUAAAUGGCAUUUAAAAGAUGGUACUGGUGCGUCAAGUUCAAUCAUCGAACAAGAAGGUCAGAAAAUCGAUACCAAUCAUCAAAGCAAAGGAACUACCGAGAGGAUAUUUGUUAAAAACCAUAGAGCUAAAUGGAACUAUACUGUGGAACCUCCAAUCAAAUUAAAGUUGCAAGUUGAUAAGAAUAAGACACUCUCUAAGAAAAUUCUAGUUGUGGAGGUUUAUUUUGAGUUCUUGGAAGAACUGAAUAAGAACGAACAUCCGGAGGGAAGAUUUAGCCAUCAUAAUCACGCUUAUACACAGAAAGUAUCCGGAAAGAUUCUUUUGGGUAAUGUGAGCAUUGAUGUCACAAAUUUCAUUGAUCAGAAUGGAACUGAGUUCCAUGAUCGGUUCCUUCUACAAAAAUCGAAAGUUAAUUCAAUCCUCAGUAUGUCCAUCAAGAUGCAGUUACUCAGAGGGAAAUUUGAUGAUUUUACGCUUCCGAAUGGAGAGCAACUAUCCCAGAAAAUUAAGGCAAACUUAGAGAAUUUCACCGAUAAUAAUUCAGAUACCUCUUCUAAUGUCACUUCACCGCUUUCCUCUGUCCACCCACCCGAUAGCGCUGGUUCUAGGGUAUCAAGUACCACGCAUAAAACAUCACAUUUAGCACAUCCAAAGCUGACGCAUCAGCCUGGGGAGACGUUAGCAUCAUUGACUAUUUCUAACCCAGUAGUUGAGAAACUUUAUCAGAAAACCUUUAAGUUCCCAUGGGACCCUAGACCCGGUGAAUAUACUCCUCAAGAGUGUAUCGAAGAUAUUCUAGAUGGGGGAAACGGAUGGGCAAAGAACGAAAAGGGGAUAAAUUUGAUAGAUUUAGAGACAUUACAGAUUACCGAUUUAGUAAACGAUGAUUAUCUAUUAGCGUCUUUGCUUGACCAACAGGGUAUACACUACAAACCAAACAACCUAAAUUACAGUUGGGAUAUAUUAACCUCGAAAUGGAGACAAUCACAAAGCGGAAAAUCAAGGAACGAUUACUUGAAAGCCAACAUCCAGAACUACUAUCAAGAAUGCAAUAAAUCAGGGUUGGAUGAAUAUGCUGCAGAAAAAAUCAAGGAUGCUAAGAGUUGGAAAGUGAACUAUAGCGCCACGGAAGAAAAAUCAUCAAAGCCAAACUCAGACGCACAAUCUACCCGUUCAAGUCAUACCCAGUUAGAACAGAUCUGA